Molecule: messenger RNA, 490 nt
Organism: Rotaria sordida
Lineage: Eukaryota; Metazoa; Rotifera; Eurotatoria; Philodinida; Philodinidae
Source: the annotation of a GenBank genome assembly
ACCAAAUUAUAUACGACGUACAAUUCAUUUUUUUAAUCAACAACGUGUAUCAAUUUACAAAAAUAUAUCAGAUGUCAUUCGGAAAGAAGAUUCAAUAAAAAUUGAAAAUAAUUAUCUUGCUCGUAUUCCCAAACCACCACCAGGCUAUACUUUUUCCCAACGUCAACAAGAUGCACAACGUGAAUUUUUCGAAAAUUUUCAUCCACAACAUUAUCAGUUCUAUUCAACACUCGAUUUUUAUCGUGCAACUAUUGUUGCUGUUCUACCAUUACAAUGUUCAACAAUGCUUCGGCAUCUGAUUGAGAUUUUAUUUGUUACUCAUGCUGAAACGAAAUUAAAUUGUUUUAAUUUAUUUACAGGUUCAACUGAUCUUUUAUAUGGUCUACCUUAUAGUAAAGGUAGAAUUUGGUGUGAAAAUUUAUUAAAUCCAUCAGUAGCUCGCUUUUUUCCAUCCAAUGAUACAACAACAUUUAUAAAAACGGAAAAAUAA